GAUCACAGAACAGUAAAGGCGAAUGAAGCACGGAGGCGGAGGAAGGAAAAAGCAGCAGUUAACCGAUGACAAAGGCGCCGAUGCUCAUCACAACCGUCGCGACAAUCUAGCCGGUCUAACGCUAUUCGCUAUAUUGGGCGGAGAUGAGGCGCCUGCGACGUCUCCUGCUCCAGCUCCAGCCCCAGCUCCGGCACCGGCACCAGCACCGGCUCCGGCUCCGGCUCAGGCUCAGUCUCAGUCUCAGUCUCAUGCUCAGCAGACCAGGACUCUCCUGGAUGUGAUAAAAGACGACUCGAAUGGCAAGGAUAACAAGAAGACAUGGAAACAUUUCAAGGAGAAGCUCCGGCUGAAGCCGUCCGGCGGCGCAGCCUGGACUUCCACCGUCCCCGUCCCCGCCUCGGACGUGCCGAUGAACAACCGGAGUAUGAGCCGGAGGCAUUCGAAUCGGGUCGCGGAUGCGGAGUAUCCGGGGGGCGAAUAUAAGCCGGAGCUAACGGCAUCGUCGUCGAGAAGAGAGCUUAGGUCAACUCCGUCGAAUCGAAUGUCGUUGACGAGGAACGAAAGCCGGACGGGAAAUCGGAGCUUGAAGUUGCAGGGCUCGAUGUCGAUCAGAAGAGGCGGAGAAGCGGAGAGCGAAGGAGGCGAGGAGGGAGAAGGAGAUGAACCGAUGAGGAUGUCGUUAAUGGCGCUUUUGGGAGAUCAAUUGAUGGAGGAGGAGGAGGAAGACGGAGGCAGUUGCGAGGAUUACGGAGGAGAAUUCCGUAACUGCUGCGUGUGUAUGGUUAGACACAAGGGGGAAGCAUUCGAUCCAUGUGGACACACAUUUUGCAGGCUCUGCUCAAGGGAGCUCUGGGCUGAGAAGGGGAAAACUUGUCCACUCUGCAACAAUUUCAUCCUCGAAAUUCUCGACAUCUUCUGAUCCCAAAAAACAUGUUGAUACUCGAGCAAUUUGAAGUUACCACUACUGGAAGGUCAGUUUGGGAUCUUCAAACAAUUUCUAGCAGUUCUGUCCUAAGUGUGUAUUUCAUCCUAGGGUUGGUUCAGAUGAUUCCAGAAGAAUCCAAGAGGGAAGAUGGAAUUGUCUACUACGGAUAAUUCAUGUUAUUGCAUAUAAUAAUUACGUCAAUGGAUUAUUAUUAGUGAUAUAUAGGUAAUAUAAUUGGUAUGUUGCAUAA
Messenger RNA from Ipomoea nil (Japanese morning glory), 1175 nucleotides. RefSeq names its product translation initiation factor IF-2-like. The transcript is spliced from 2 exons. The record is from RefSeq and is a predicted model, not a curated record. Bases 23 to 919 code for a protein of 298 amino acids. Lineage: Eukaryota; Viridiplantae; Streptophyta; Magnoliopsida; Solanales; Convolvulaceae.